GGUUCAUCAUCAUGAUAGUAAAAUUAUUAAUUUGGCUUUGGCCACAUUGAACUUAUAAAUGGCGGCCAUUCCGUAUGUUGCAAAAUUGAUUCCAGGAAAAAUAAAUCAUCCACUAUCAAUUAUAUCGGUACCUCAUCUGCAAGAUAUCGCAUCUCGCUGCGUCGCAUAAGCCAAUCUACUUCUUAGCGCGCUUGAAACCCCGCAAUAUCGACUAUUAUAAACGCCGACAAGACAAAACAAUCCUCUGAAACCUAUAGAACCUCUUGUUUUUAUUAAUAAAUCAUCAUCAUCAUGUCUAUUCAAUCCGCCCAUGUGGGAAUCACUUGGAUUCCUCUCAAGGACAUCUUGAGACCGAUCCAACCUGUCCUCGACGAAUCCAAAGUCGAGUCGAUGGUUUGCACUCUUGCGAACCCCGCGGAGAAGUACACCUACCGACCUGACGCCGACGAGUCCGAGACGCCUUUGCCCGCUGUCGAUGUGUUGCAGUAUCGUCGACCCGAGGCCGAAGGCAGACCGGAGCGCAUUUUCAACUUCGCCAUGGGUUCUUGUCACAGACUCUCGGCUUAUACGCGCUCAGAAACGGAAAAGGUCCCAGCAAAGGUGCACAAGGUCACCUUGUCCCAGCUGAAAAUGUACCUGGGCGCAAGCGUUGAGCGCAUCGUCAGCGAGUAGGUGAAUCAUUGUCAUAUUCACGUACCUGCGCAACUGGGGGAGAGAAGAGCCGGGAGGGUUCAAGCAAUGCGGGGAAGUCAAUGGUCGAGAGCAGCGAAAUGGAGUUGACGAUUGCAUUUCUCUACAGCCGCGUGAGGGAACGGUGUACCUGCCAUCCACUUCGAGAGACAAAGUCACCCCGCUCUGCUGGUAACCCGUGGAGGAUCCGUCUAUGCAUGCGCGGCAGAGUUAAUAAGCCGUCCUCUGUCCUACGUCGUCGACAGUAAUCCGUCGGGCACGAGCGUUCGAUUAUCAGACCUGUUUAUUGCGACAAUGGCCUGUAAUUGUGCGUUUCUUUAAGUGCAUCUGUUCGACACAGCAUAACUAUUGUACGAAUCCAC
Xylona heveae TC161 is the source of this 1052-nucleotide messenger RNA. RefSeq names its product sulfiredoxin. The record is from RefSeq and is a predicted model, not a curated record. Lineage: Eukaryota; Fungi; Ascomycota; Xylonomycetes; Xylonales; Xylonaceae. The coding region runs from base 292 to 672 and encodes 126 amino acids. Gene Ontology annotation, molecular function: sulfiredoxin activity. Gene Ontology annotation, cellular component: cytoplasm. The transcript has a single exon. Gene Ontology annotation, biological process: cellular response to oxidative stress.